AUGGUAGUCAUGUGGACUCCAGACCCUUCAGGGCAAGUUGCAAGCCCUGCUGUAGCCUUAGCCGUUGGCGUGCGCACUGAGAGAGUGCGCCGUCGCACCAAAUUCGAGACCCACAUUCCUCCCAUUCGCUGGGGACCACAUCUGCCCAUCCGAAGCCAACAGGAAGGGACUAGCACGACUACUGUCUUACUCUUCAGCCAGUCGAACGCAGCGUGUCCCCCCAUGGAUGUCCAGCCUGGCCCAAGCGUCCUUUUUGCAGCGGGUAACCGCAUCGCUCUUAUUGUCACCUACUUGCACGGCUGGCGCGACAUACCCAGCAUACCCAACAUCUUUGACCUGCAGUCAAGCUCAUCCAGAGCGUCUUCGGUGUUCGGCAUCCCCGUCAUGUGCCCUCAAAACGACAGCACCAUAGCUUCAAAGGGGUUACAAGGGGGUUACGGUCGACCUAGGUGGCACUUAAGUAAUAUCUACUUCUGGGAAACGUGGUUUAUGCACUUGACAUUGAGAAGCUACCCAGAAGCCGCUGCGAUCAGAAACUACCACUACCACUAUACAUCUCCAGUGCACCAGUCCAUCGAUCGCCCAGUUGAGCAACAUCACAGACACCUGAGCGUGCAUGAGUCCAUCUCGCGACAUUUGCUCCUUUCGUUGGCGCCUCCCUUCAUUACGUCUGCUGUCGCCGGCAGCAGUCCUCUCCGCGCCCCUGGCGGCUCCGCACUGCUCGCCAUCUCUGUCCAUUUCUACGGGACUCCUUCGUCUUGGCCAAUGAAGAUAUCCUGA
This is a messenger RNA of Trematosphaeria pertusa, 780 nucleotides long. RefSeq lists its product as uncharacterized. The coding region runs from base 1 to 780 and encodes 259 amino acids. The record is from RefSeq and is a predicted model, not a curated record. The transcript is spliced from 5 exons. NCBI's taxonomy places the organism in Eukaryota, Fungi, Ascomycota, Dothideomycetes, Pleosporales, Trematosphaeriaceae.